Molecule: messenger RNA, 2208 nt
Organism: Pichia membranifaciens NRRL Y-2026
Lineage: Eukaryota; Fungi; Ascomycota; Pichiomycetes; Pichiales; Pichiaceae
Exons: 1
Coding region: 1-2208 (735 amino acids)
Biological process (GO): positive regulation of transcription by RNA polymerase II; DNA-templated transcription
Molecular function (GO): zinc ion binding; sequence-specific DNA binding; DNA-binding transcription factor activity, RNA polymerase II-specific
Source: RefSeq, a predicted model, not a curated record
AUGAGUGAAACGAAUUUAGGUGGCAGGGUGUUCAUUCAAACUGUUUUUGAUAAUGGAGGUAGAAGAUCAAUAAACAAAGCUAAAAUUCAUUCUAAACUGUCUCAAGAACCUAAAGAAAGUCCUAAAACUACGAAUAAACUGGUAUUACCUAACAUUUCUCUAAUUCAAAGAGGAAAUAUGCAGUCCAGCAAAAAUUCGAAUGUUGGAGAUUUGUCAGAUCGACAAGAGGAAAGCUUAAAUGAGUUUCACGGAAAUUGGGAGCUCCAAACCUCUUGUAGAAAGAAAAGGCACCAUAAUCACCACAAAGGUCAGGAGAGAUUGCGUGUGCUUGCUGCUUGUGACAGAUGUAAAAAAAGAAAGAAAAAGUGUGAUGGAUUAAAUCCUUGCAGCAAUUGUCUAGAAUCGUCAAACGAGUGUUCGUACGUGCACCUUACUUCAAAGGGAGUGCUUCUUCAAUAUGAGAAGAACCUCAACAGAAACGGUAGAAAUAAUUCAAAAUCAAAUAAAGCAACGGAAGAAAACCAGUCAGAACGUCUUAGAAAAGGGAACCAAGUGCAGAACUCUAACAUAACUCUUAAUCCCCAUCAAUGUCUAAUACCUGCUAAAGCACAUCCUGAAAGGCACGAUCUCAACUCAAAACCUCAAUUCACGACUAUAGAAAAAAAGAUGGAAAGGCUUCAGAAAGAGUUAACUAAUCUCAAAGAAGAUUUGAAAGUAUGUAAGGAUAUUUCUUUGACACCCAAUGUUACCACAGAUACCAGACACAAGCCUAGUGAUAGUUCUCCAGGCUCUUCUCAGCAACUAAACGAAUUUUAUGGAUCAGUAUGGCUCCUACUCAAAGAUACCAAUGGGGAGUCUGUUGCAGGUCCCACAGCCAUUAUAACUAAAGUGAAUUUCAUCAAAAAUUGGAUAGCAUCUAAAAUAUACAGAGAAGCUCAAUCUUCUCUUCGCCCUCCUCCUGAUCAUGAUGUCUACAUCAAAAGUAUUGAUCAAGAUGGCUUGAAGAUUAGUAUUCCUCCCACUUCAGACAUCCCACUUGAGAAAACAUAUGUUGAAUACUAUUAUUCACUAAUGUCUCAGAGAUAUUACUUUUUUGAAAAGAGUCAUAUAGAAGAUUUAAUUGCUGAAUAUGUUGAGACCGGUGGUAAAUUUGAUCCUAAUUCCAAACUAAAUGGAUUCCAAGAUGAUGCGCACAAAAAAACAGCUAUGUUUCUUGUUCUGGCAGUUGGUUGUAGACUACUCAAGCUUUCCAAAGGCAUUAGUGUCCUCACACCUAAGAUAUAUUUUGACAAAGCCAUUGAUUCACUGUCAAAGAUUGGUCCUGAGCUAAAUCUAGUAGAUCAAAUUAGGCUGAUUAUGUUAAUUGCUCUCUAUUCACUCCAUUCGUAUAACCAUAAUAUCCAAUUUAUUAUGAAUAUCUGGGAACUUUCAGGUCUUGCAAUAAGAAAAAUGACUCAAGUAGGGUUGCACAGGUACACUAUCCCAACUCUGAAAACUUCAAAAGAGUAUGAAAUGAAGAAGAGGUUAUUUUGGUCGAUUUACUCGUUUGAGAAAAUUCUGUGUCUAACUUUAGGUAGACCUGCUUCAAUUUCAGACGACGAGAUUGAUGUUCCAUACCCUUUAAAUAUAGACUCUUUGGAGACUUUAACGAAUGAAGAAUUGCUUCACCUUCAAAUUGAGCAACAACGUAUACAAUAUGAAACACAAAAUCAUCGUGUUCUUCAUCCGGCGAAAGUUUCGCUGACAUAUUACUUGAUUCAACUUUGCCAAGUAAGAGAAAUAGAGGCAAGAAUUAGCCGUUUAGAAAGAAUGAUGUCCAUUCCAAUCAAUUUGAAAAAUGUUCGUACACAAGUUAGUAUCAGCGGUAAAUAUAUCACUCAGUUUAAUAAGAUUCAACAAGAUUUGGAAAUUUGGAGAAAGCAACUUCCGUCUCCUCAAGAAUUCAAUGAAGGAAUGCAAAACCAGAUUCACUUUCAAUAUUUGGUAAUGUGUUAUCACAGGGCCAAAGUAUUUUUAUACUUGGCUCGUAUUAUGCAAAACCAAACAAAAGAUGAGGAAAUGAGUUCUGUUUUUUGUGAAACUUGUGAAGCAGCUGGUGGUGUGUGUAGAUCAUACAUGAUCAUUUCUAAAGGGCAGGUGUUUGCAUAUAGUAUGUUCACACUGCAUACUCUUUUUUUGGUUGAAUUCUACUCACUUAUUGCAUUUUAA